This is a messenger RNA of Acipenser ruthenus (sterlet), 5991 nucleotides long. Its product is annotated as collagen alpha-1(XXV) chain-like. The coding region runs from base 445 to 2496 and encodes 683 amino acids. The transcript is spliced from 37 exons. Lineage: Eukaryota; Metazoa; Chordata; Actinopteri; Acipenseriformes; Acipenseridae. The record is from RefSeq and is a predicted model, not a curated record.
AGUGUUGAUCAGUACAGUUACUGUACAAGAGCGAUAGACACCACUGUGUUCAUAUUCUGUUCACCUAAUAGUAAUAGCUCCAGGUCUUUCAUUUACACAGCCUUCUGACUGUUCCGUGCUUGUCAUUUUGGAAUCAGGUGGGGCGGCUUAAGAGAACGGUGCAACAAGUUCGAUCAGGCAGAGUUCUGCAGACCAGGUCCCCGGUGACAGGUUUUAAAUAACAUUUACUCUGAUAACUAGAAACUCGCGUGGGUCAUUCCACGGGGUGUUUUACAAUUGGAAUUGGUCUUUUUUUUCUUAUACAUAGUUUUAUUAAUUUAUAUUUCCAACGCGUAAAUGUCGUGUCUGGCAAAAUCAAAUAUUUAUCAGUUGGCCUGUUGAAAAAAAAAAACGGUGUUUUAUGUUCAAUAUUUUAAAUUUGGUGCUAUAUUAUUGAAAUAUAACAUGACGGCUGCAGCUAAAAAAGGCGACCCUAGACGUGCUGAAGAUACGGAGAGUAAAGCUGCUUCAGGUGGACAGCGCUGCUGCAGCAGGACUUUUCCCAAUGUCCUGUCAUGUAUACUGUCUCUUCUGUGCGUAGCAUACUGUAUACUUCUCAGUGUAAGAACCUCAGAGUUCCAAGACAGGGUUUUUGCGUUAGAAACUGGAAAAGGAGAGUUGUAUUAUUAUCGAGCUCCAGCCUUUUCAGUGGAUCAACUCAAUUCUAUGGUGCAAGAAAGAGUGGAUGAACUUCUGGCGCAGAGAUCAUACGAACAUUUGGCAAAAAUCAGGAUUGCACGGGAAGCGCCGCCUGAAUGCAGCUGUCCAGCAGGCCCGCCAGGAAAGCGAGGAAGAAGGGGCAGAAAUGGCGAAUCAGGACCGCCUGGCCCUCCCGGUCCAAAAGGUGACAAGGGGGAUCAAGGUGACCAAGGUCCACGGAUGGUCUUCCCUAAAAUCAAUCAUGGGUUUCUUUCUGCUGAUCAGCAGCUCAUAAAGCGCCGGCUCAUUAAGGGAGAUCAAGGUCAGGCUGGCCCUCCUGGCCCUCCAGGGCCCCCAGGACCACCCGGCCCCCGUGGCCCUCCAGGAGACACAGGGAAGGAUGGACCCAGGGGUGUGCCAGGCCUGCCGGGAGAACCAGGAAACUCAGGGGAAGUGGGACCAAUGGGACCCGAGGGGCCUCCAGGACAAAAGGGCUCUCCUGGAUCUCCUGGGAAUGCAGGUGUGGACGGCAACAAGGGGGAACCCGGUUUGCCAGGGAUAGACGGAACACCUGGAAUCAAGGGUGAAAUAGGAGAAUGGGGUGAAAAGGGCAACACAGGGGAGCCUGGCCAGAAAGGGGAUAUGGGCGCAAAGGGUGAAUCUGGCUCAUCUGCAGCUGGGAUAAAGGGUGAACCAGGAGAAACAGGGCGUUCAGCGCAAAAGGGUGAACCAGGUCUACCUGGGCUUCCCGGACUUCCAGGGAUAAAGGGCGAGACAGGUUUUAUGGGUCCUCAGGGAGAGCCUGGGUUACCAGGGUUACCAGGAACAAAGGGAGAAAGGGGAGAUUCGGGCCCACCUGGGAAAGGGGAGCGUGGAGAAGGUGGUCCUCAGGGCUCAAAGGGGGUUCCUGGGGAGGCUGGAGCCACAGGCCCCAAAGGGUCAAAGGGUGAUUCUGGAGAGACAGGUGAAUUAGGAGCCAUGGGGCCCAGGGGUCCACCAGGGCAAAAGGGUGACCAAGGAGCCACUGAGAUAAUUGACUAUAAUGGAAACAUCCAUGAAGCACUGCAGAGGAUUACCACUCUAACAGUCACGGGUCCCCCAGGACCACCUGGACUGCCAGGGCAGCAAGGAAUAAAGGGAGAGACAGGAGCCCAAGGGAAUCCCGGGCUGGAUGGCGAGCAGGGUCCCAAAGGUUCAAAAGGUGACAUGGGUAUCCCGGGCAUGUCAGGAGAGAAAGGAGAAAUAGGUCUACCUGGAUUGCCAGGUGCUAAUGGCAUGAAAGCAGAAAAGGGAGAUUCUGGUUUACCUGGUCCUCAAGGUCAAUCUCUUAUUGGUCCUCCUGGAGCUCCAGGGCCCCAAGGCUUACCAGGCCCAAUGGGACCUAAUGGCUUCCCUGGACCCAAGGGUGAACCAGGGUUACAUGGUGUUAAAGGAGUGAAGGGUGAGCCAGGGCAUAAGGGCGACAGAGGACCCCUUGGUCUCCCAGGUAUGGACGGUCCAGUAGGUCCUUCAGGCCCGGCUGGCCCAAAAGGUGACAGAGGUGAAAUGGGACCAGCUGGUGAACCUGGCCCAAGAGGACCAUAUGGAUUACCUGGCACAGAGGGGUCCCCUGGAUUGGAUGGAUUACCAGGCCUGAAGGCAGAGAAAGGAGAUCCUGGUGAAAAGGGAGAAAAGGGAUUCCGGGGAUUUAAGGGUGAAAAGGGGGAGCCAGGUCAGCCUGGCCUGGAUGGGCUGGAUGCCCCCUGCCAAUUGGGUCCAGAUGGAUUACCAAUGCCUGGAUGUUGGCAGAAGGGAGUCACGCCAUGGCUGGUGGCUUGAAAAGAUAUGAUCCCAGAUUUUCUAAAAUCUUCAGCAAUUUAAACCUGCAGUUCUUCAACUCCAGUUGUGUAGGCCAUGAGCCCACAUCUGCAUUACUUCCUUUGUGCAUGCCUAGCAGUCAAGCAGACGCAACAAGCAGCAUUUGUUAUUUUGGCAAGGAUACAAUAUGGGUGCUGACCCUACAGUAUGGAUCAGCACGGAUUGAUUUAGACUCAAGAGGAUUUGGAAGAGCAUCGGCAGUACUGAGGUGGAAGGUCCUCAGUGGAUUCACAAUGCUUAAGUUUGACCAUGGAUUUCACGCAUCACAGACCAAAAGAAGGAUUUUGCCGUCACUUGUGAGGCAACUGUUGGGUUUUGACGAGAGAAAUGGAAACAAGUAGUGUUUGACCAGCUUCUAUGAGAAACAAAAUGGAUGGUCCUACUGCCUUUUAGGAGUGAGAGUUGAACUGUUAAAAUGACAGGACCUUAGAGGAAGGGUUAUCACAGAAUUGCAUUGAUGCAUUUUUAUAUUCAUGAUGCAUAAUAGCCUAUUGUGCCUCAAGGACUCGUAACUCUUUUAUUUUGUUGUAAACAUACAGCAAACUUCACAAACAUUAUUUGUCUUUGAGGAAUGGUACUUUUUUGUAUAACAUGUUGCAGUAUUACACCAUCUAAGAUUACUGUAUUUUGUUCUUAAAUGAUAUUUUCAGAAUUAAAUUUACUCAUAUUAUUUCAAGUUUUCUGCAAGGAACUAAAAGGAAAUGGAUGGUAGUGGCUACCAAAAAAUGGUGGUUGCUGCCGCUUUGGCUCUCUUUACAAGAAGAUUGGACUGAAUGGACACUUAAGGACAAAAAACAGAUGCUGCUAGAAUCGAUUUAACAGACAGCUGCUCUAAGACUUAGAACGAAUCAGCAGAAAUGUUAAAGUAUUGUAGACUUAAUGAUUGAUAUAAUUUUUUUUAAGUUGAUACAUUUAUUAGCCUGUAUUUGCUUUCCUGAUUUCCCAUAUGGUAUGCACUAGUCAAACCUUCUUCGAAUGACCACUCAAUACACAGGUAGGCUAGCUUUAUAUCCAGGUGAUUCAACAUAGGAAUUCACUAUAGACAGAUGGUCUAAGAAUAUGUUGACUGUAAUUACUGCAUCAUUUAAGUCAUACUUUUAUUACUUUAUUCCCAACCUAAUCAAUAAUAUUUAGGAAAUUAAAAUGUAAAUCCAUAUGUGUUAUACAUGCUACCUUUUAAUAUUUAGAGAACAGUGGUUAUGUUGUUCAGUGUUAUCUUCAAUGAUUGAGUAAGGCUAGGCUUACUGAGUUAGAUUGGGAAAGUCAGUUUUGCCAUUGCAGCCAGCGCUAACAAUAGUGUAUUAUGAAAAGUGGGAAUGGAAAAACUGAGUGUUCAUUAAAUCCUGAGGAAAGGGAAAGGCAAUUGUCAAGGGGGGUGCAAGUACUAACAAUCACUAACCCUUUCAACACACCUGUGCAUUUAAGUUGUGCCUUCCUGUAUUCACAUAUUUCUGGACUUUUGCUGUGAUCACCAAUAAUGACAGUAGUCCUACUUCCACAAACACAACAAGAAACAGACAGAAACUGUUAGUCAACCCAUGACAAUUCUGGAGUCUGACUAACCAAGGCUAAAAUAAAAGAACAGGCCAGGGUAUAAAUACACUAAAGAGACUGAAAACCAUUCACUUUUUAGGUUAAGCAAUGCACAUCUCUAGGAGCCAUUUGGAAAGCGCUCUGCAGUCAGACAGGGCCCUCGAAACCAGGCAAACAGGUACAGAUCAGUGUUUUUUUUUUUUUUAAUUAAUGGUAAUAUUGUUCUUUUGUAUAUUUUUUAUUUUUUUAAAUGUUGGGUCUUUUUUUUAAAAAAAAAUGCUUACCAUGUUAAUUAUUUUUUGACAAUUGACAUUGUUAAUGUAUUAUUUCAAAUAAGCAUUCCUUGUAACUUUUUCUAAUUUUACUGAUUUUUGAGAAAAAAGUGGUUAAAAUACCAGCUUUUUAAAAUUACAAACCAAAAGGUUUUAACGUUUGUAUCUUGGCUUUGUAGUAAUUUUCAGCAUAGGCUUUAUUUAGAACGUCUGUUUUCCCAAUUAGGAAUCAUUAUUGAUCACAGCUAGUUUUUCGGUCACUAGUGCUUAUUUAUAGUUCGUAUCACUAAAGGAAAGUAUUCUACAGUACUUCAUAUGCUUGCCCCUUAAAAAAUGAUCAGUUCCUACAUAGUGUAGUAUUGAAUUGAUUAUUUUAAUUGAAGUUGCCAACCAUUUUCAUAUUUGGUAAAUAUAAUUUUUAUUUCAAAAUGCACUCUGUGCUAUUUAACGUAUUAGUGCUACUCCUGUGCACUAACAGUACUCCAUUACUGCGUGGUAGAUGACACUAUUAAUGUAAAACAGUAAUGUUUUAAAGUUUAUUAUUAGCCAAGAAAAAUAGGUUGUCAUACUCCAAAUGAAGGGCAGUCGUUUUGGUUUUGAGUAGUAGAACGUUGUUAUUGAAAUGUCAAUGUAAUUAGGAAUAACCAAGGCUGACUAGAAAACAGAGACGUUAAUCAAGUGUGAACCACUGAAAGUCUGUUACAGCUAUUUGGUUUUAUUUGUAUUCAUUUUAGAGGGCUUACUGAGUUAAGACUCAGAAGUUUAUUUUUGUGGAGCUAAAAUGAUGAAAUAUUUUUUCAGUUUAUAUUUUUAAAGCCUUUUUUAUAUUAAGUGUUUUUUUGUUAUAGCUUAUUUUCACAAUUAUGGUGUUUCUGGCCAUCUUUUUUCAUAUACAGGAAAGGCAAGAAGAAAACAGGAAAAGCAUGAAGAAAACAGUAUUUUAACCAAUGUGAACAUAUCUGGUACCAUUUUGUCAAUUUUAAGUGUUAGAGUUUCUUUACGUAAUCUCAUAGGGUUUAUUAAUCUGUAUUUUAAGGAAUUAUAAAAUGGAUAUUUCUUAGAUGGGUUUAUAGAGAAAUAUUUUGUUUAACACGUUUUUUGUUUGAUUUUCUUAUUUUUAUUAUCUUCAGUCAAGUUUUGUAGUUUAUUUUUCCAUUUCAUUUGACUGAAGUAUAUCUUCAAAACAUGUUUUACACCGUGUACAGCUGUUUUCAUCACAAUGUGUGUAGUGUUACCCCUGCUUUUGACUGUGACUUGAUACUUAUAAUUAUGUUGCUAAAAUGUUCUGUAUUGAUGGUGGUUACUAUUCUAAACAUAGAAAGCAUAUGUUUGUAUCCCAUAAAUCCAUUGGCUGCUGAGUUUGAAAUAAAUGCACUGUAUGUCUGUAAAUUGUACUCACAGCUGUAUUCACAAUGAAAAGAAAUGUCAAGCAUUUCACAAUGUUAUUUAUUCACUAAAACAGGAACGUAAGCACAGGAGUGUGCAAAGGACAGGACAGUUAUCAGAAUGGUGUCCAGUUUUAGGUGUUUUUUUAAUCAGUAUUUAUUGUGGCUUUGCAGCAGCAGUCAAUGGAGUUUUGCUAGUCCUGUUGUAACACACUUUGGAUGACCGUAUUGUUUUCUGAUGUCCAAUAAAUAUUACUCCAAACCUU